Messenger RNA from Branchiostoma belcheri (Belcher's lancelet), 3289 nucleotides. RefSeq lists its product as uncharacterized. The record is from RefSeq and is a predicted model, not a curated record. Lineage: Eukaryota; Metazoa; Chordata; Leptocardii; Amphioxiformes; Branchiostomatidae.
GCGAAUGCGGUACUACAGGCAGGUGUACCCAUUCCGCUCCACCUGGAGUUAUAACGACGUCAUGUACACACUUGCCGGGCACGUCGCGGAAAGGCUUGCCGGAAAGUCCUACGAGACCCUCCUGCGAGAGCGUAUCCUACAGCCGCUGGGCAUGGACGACACGGUGUAUUUAGCUGAGGCACUUGAGGCUGGAGACUUCGCAAACUUUGCUCAGACAUACCUCACCUACAAUACAAGUGGCGAGUCCGAGACCCGUAGUCGUGAGGAGUACAGGUCUGUCAAGCUACAUCUUCCCGCUGCCGGUGUGGUGGCCAACGCCUUGGACAUGGCCCGGUACAUGAACUUCCACCUGAGCGGGGGGAGGGACGAGGCCAGGCGCCUGGUGGUGCCGGAGGACACCUUACGACAGACCCACACGGCAGACGCCAUCGUGCCCCCGUACAGCGACAAAGUCGAACCGUACUGGCCAGUCGAAGCGUGGCUGACGCAAGGCUAUGGGUUUGGCUGGGUUACCGGCUCCUACAGAGGCUACAGACGAGUUCAUCACCGUGGAUCUAUGGUAGGCUUUACAUCACUACUGUCCCUCUAUCCGGCCACAUCAGGAGGUGUCUUCACAGCCAUCAAUAACGCUGACGACACAGGGGCCAAUGACGUCCACGAUACCAUUCACUACCACGUUGCAGAUAUUCUCACAGGAAAGGACCACUGGUUGAAUUCCACAACGGCCUGCACGUAUCCUGGACCUUGGUGGACGAAACGACAGACCAUGAGGACGUCGACAGUCGGCCCUAAAAUCUCGGACAACUUCCCGCGAGACAAACGUGACUACGAAGGAGUCUACGGCAACCGUGCGACAGGCAACCUGACCAUCAGCCUGAACACGACCGACGGCAACUUAUACUUUAGUCUUGGGAUCGGACGGGGUCUAGUUCUCCCUACCGACUCUCCUAACCGCCUUAUCCUCCGGGCUGGAGAACCUUUAGUAUAUAUCCCCAACAUUGUUGCCGAUGUAGAAGACAAAGAUGAUGACAUCUUUUCUCUGCAACUAGAAAGCUAUCCUCCUGAACCCCCUAUCGUAUUCGAACGAGGCCUGAAGCUGACCGACCCGGACCCUACAGAGCCGAAAUGGGACGACUGUACCGUCGUCUCUGGCUCUUCGAACCGCGAAGCUUCGAGUAACAUAUUCAUGAUUUUGAUCCUUUUGGCUCUGUUUACUGCGUUGUUUGGUGGUCUGCAGUGUACCUUGUCGCGCAAGAUGGGCACUACUGUGCAUAUGGUCCUUGUGGUCUGUUUCAUGCUAUUCGGGCAGACUUUGACCAUUUUUAACUCGGAUGUACAGCAGAGGCUACAGGAUCUGGACACUUUCAUCCAGACCCUGAUGACAUGUGAGUCCAGGCCUGUAGUCGGACUGACCGUGUCCGUGGUCAAGGACGGUGAGACCGUUUUCGCCAAGGGGUACGGCCAGAGGGACCUGCAGACGGGACAAGCUGUGGACAACACGACUCUGUUCGGAGUUGGCUCCAUCUCCAAGUCCUUCACCUCAGCCCUGUUAGCGGCCAUUCUCGGGGAGAGGGAAGACGUGAGCUGGGACACCGUCCUGACGGACAUCCUGGGGCCGGACUUCAGGUUCAGAGACCAGUUCCGAACCAAAGACGCGACCUUGAGAGAUAUCCUGGCGCACAAAACCGGCAUAGAAAACCAGAAUCUUGCUUUGACAGUAGGACAGGAUUUCGACAGAUCGGAGCUGGCAAGACGAAUACGGUACUACAGACAGAUCUACCCAUUCCGUACCGUCUGGCGUUAUAACAACGCUUUGUACACCCUGGCUGGGCACGUAGCGGAGAAGCUCACAGGGAAGUCCUACGAGGCCCUCUUGCGGGAACGAGUAUUGGGACCACUGGGCAUGAACGACACAGUGUACUUGGCCAACGUCCUCGAUGAUGAAGAUUUCUCCAAUUUAGCCCAGACGUACAUGACCUAUAACAGAACAGGUCAAUUUGUGGCGUACAGUCAUGAGGAGUUCAGGCCUCUCAAGUUACAUCUUCCUGCAGGAGGUGUGGUGUCCAACGCCUUGGACAUGGCCCGGUACAUGAACUUCCAGCUGAGCGGGGGGAGGGACGCGGCCGGCCGCCUAGUGGUGCCGGAGGACACCUUGCGGCAGACCCACACGGCAGAGUUCACCUCGAUCAAGUUUGACCCCGACAAGCUUGAACCUGACUGGCCAGUAGAGGCGGGGACGGAGCAGGGCUACGGGUUGGCGUGGUUUGUUGGCACCUACCGAGGAUACAGGCGACUACAACACAGUGGCUUCGUGGCAGGCUAUACUUCUCUCCUGUCCCUGUACCCUACCUCUUCGGGAGGAGUUUUCACCUCCGUCAACGGCCCCGAUGCAGCGGGCAUUGACGUCCAUGAAAUCAUCCACGACCUGGUCGGGGACAUCGUAACAGGUAAGGACCAUUGGCUUAACGACACCACAGCCUGCACCUAUCCUGAGCCUUGGUGGACGAGACCAAAGCCCAACAGCACCGUCCUCCCUGAGAUCUCGGACAACUUCCCGCGAGACAAACGUGACUACGAAGGAGUCUACGGCAACCGUGCGACAGGCAACCUGACCAUCAGCCUGAACACGACUGAUGACAACUUAUACUUCAGUCUUGGUCUGAUCGGAUGGGGUCUAGUUCUCCCUACCGACUCUCCUAACCGCCUUCUCCUCCGGGCUGGAGAACCUUUAGUAUAUGCCCCCAACAUUGUUGCCGAUGUAGAAGAAAAAGAUGGUGACGUCUUUUCUCUGUCAGUAGAAAGCUAUGCUCCUGAACCCCCUAUCGUAUUUGAACGAGGAUUGAAGCUGACAGACCCGGACCCUACAGAGCCGAAAUGGGACGACUGUACCGGUGUCUCUGGCUCUCCGAACCGCGCAGCUUCGAGUAACAUAUUGGUGAUUUUCCUCCUUUUGGCCUAUGUUUACUACCUAAUCUGAUUCACAAAAGCAGAUCAAUCGGCCUUCUUUCAUGUCACCGAUACUAAGUCACCUGUCAUAAUGAUAUUUUCAUAUGUGCUAAUGACACAAGUAUAGUCACUAUACGUAUCUCCUUGUCAACCGGACGAAUAUAGGGUUAAAAAUCAACCGAGCUACAGAGAACUAGUGUUCCAUAACCUCAUACUUUUAUGAUUAUAAAUGAUUCACAUUGAUUAAUUAUGCAAAUGUAUGGAUUUGCAAAAGAAAACUAAAUAAAGGUUACCAAAACCCUAAAGUAGGGUUACCAAGAAGCCCUAAAUUAGGGUUUGCAAA